CUUUUGGAAUCACCUUGUGUUAAUUUUAUUUUCUCUUUCCAGCCUGUGCUGAUUAUACUGUUCUGCCAUCCUCACAUACACGUCCAGCACCCCACCCUUACAUACCCUGAUUUACUUCAGUCCCACCCCAUCUGGCAAAAAUGGACCAGCCCAUUUCUGCUCCCUUCAAGCUGGAGGUGGAUGUAGAUUUGGGAUUUGCCCUCUUCUUCUUCUUCCUUCUCUGCUUCUUCCUGAUUGUCUCCAUGGUGAGAUGUGUGCAGAUGGUCAUAGACCCGUACAGCGCCACCACCACGUACCAAGAGGAGCAGAUCAACAGCUGAGGGUAAAACUGUCGGUCCCUUGAAGCACAGUGUCCACCUCAGCAAGAGCUGAGAACAGACUGGAAGACAUGGAAGUCGAGGAAACCUUCCCACCCCAAUCUCAUCUGGUUCUGGUUCUACAUUUAAGGCAGGGGUGUGAGAAUCUACUGUUAGAACAUACUGGGACGAAGACACUAUCCAGAGCGCAGCUGUGAAAACUCCCAACAGAAGGGGAAAAACUACAGGACUUGUGCCAGAUGUGACUGCAGACAUUUCAAAACUGAACAAAUACUGUGACCAAAGGGCCUCUGUGCUGCUGGAGACCUCUUCUGUGGUAUAAAUGAUCAGUGUAUGGCAGCCAAGUAACUGACCCCUACAGGACAGGAGGAGAGUUGAGAUUGGGAAUGAGACAUAGGAAUGAGGCACUAUGAAAAAUCACAAGUGUUCGUCAAGGAUGGAAUGCAGGCAGACACAGAGGGGUGAUAAACAGAGUAUAAAGCAAAAUAAUAAGCAGAGUGCUAAAAUGGGUGGUGGACACGUGUGUAAAAAAUUAACAGUCUGUCUUGUUUCUUGUGGGAAAUUACAAAGAUAACUUAUUUAGAGUGUAUUUCUUUGUUAAAUGCCUUGUCGUGGUUUCCUGGCCACUCAACAUACAGACCGGGGCAUGUUGCCAAAUAUGUAACCUCCCAUGUUUCAUUAGUUCCCGUAGAGAAAGAACUAUUAUUGUUUCUUACCUCUUUGCAAGAACUGUAAUUUUCUCUGUCAGUCUUGGAGGUAUAAAACUUGCUGAAUAAACUGUCGAUUUUCAGAG
Molecule: messenger RNA, 1110 nt
Organism: Anguilla rostrata (American eel)
Lineage: Eukaryota; Metazoa; Chordata; Actinopteri; Anguilliformes; Anguillidae
Product: cortexin domain-containing 1 protein-like
Exons: 1
Coding region: 141-320 (59 amino acids)
Source: RefSeq, a predicted model, not a curated record